AUGGAAAAGGAUGAUUAUUAUAAAUCUUCAGAAAAGUAUGAAAUAUGUACAAGUUUUGAAAAUAUAGGAAUAGAUGAAGGUUUGUUAAGGGGAAUUUAUGCAUAUGGCUUUGAAAAACCAUCAGCAAUUCAACAAAGAGGUAUAAAGCCAAUUUUGAGUGGCCGUGAUGUGAUUUUACAAAGUCAAAGUGGAACAGGGAAAACUUGCGUUUUUGCUUUGGGAGCUUUGAAUUGUGUUAAUAGAAAUUUAAAUGAGACACAAGUAAUUAUUUUAUCUCCAACAAGAGAGUUAGCAGAACAAACUCAGAAAGUAUGUCUAGCUUUGGCUGAUUAUAUUCAUGUAACUAUUUAUUGUUGUAUAGGAGGAAAAAAAAUUAGCGAUGAUAUAAAGGCAUUAAAUAACGGAGUUCAUAUUAUUAGUGGUACUCCAGGAAGAAUAUAUCAUAUGCUUAACUUAAGACACUUAAAAUGUAAAUAUAUUAAACAACUAGUUAUAGAUGAAGCAGAUGAAAUGCUAAACAAAGGAUUUAAAGAACAAGUUUAUGAUAUUUAUCGAUUUUUAUCUCCAAAUACUCAGAUUAUAUUAUCAUCAGCUACUUUACCACAAGAAGUGUUAGAAAUAACUAAUAAAUUUAUGCAUAAACCAGUGAAGAUUUUGGUAAAAAGAGAUGAAUUAACUUUAGAAGGUAUUAAGCAAUUUUUUGUAUCAAUUGAAAAAGAACAGUGGAAAUAUGAAACGUUGGCCGAUUUAUAUGAAAGUUUAACUAUUACACAAGCUAUUGUCUUUUGCAAUACUAAACUAAAAGUAGAUUGGCUAACAAAAAAAAUGUUAGAAUCAAAUUUUACUGUGUGUAAAAUGCAUGCAGGAAUGAGUCAAAGUGAAAGAGAUGAUAUUAUGCUAAAGUUUAGACAAUGCAAAUUUCGUGUUUUAAUAUCUACUGAUAUAUGGGGAAGAGGGUUAGAUGUACAAGAAGUUUCAUUAGUUGUUAAUUAUGAUUUACCAAAUUCAAGAGAAAGUUACAUUCAUAGAAUUGGUAGAAGUGGAAGAUUUGGAAGAAAAGGAGUUGCCAUCAAUUUUGUUAAAAAUGAUGAUAUAAAAAUUUUAAGAGAUAUUGAACAAUAUUAUUCAACUCAAAUUGAUGAAAUGCCUAUGAACAUAACAGAAUUGUUAUAA
Plasmodium relictum is the source of this 1173-nucleotide messenger RNA. RefSeq names its product eukaryotic initiation factor, putative. The record is from RefSeq and is a predicted model, not a curated record. Lineage: Eukaryota; Apicomplexa; Aconoidasida; Haemosporida; Plasmodiidae. Gene Ontology annotation, molecular function: mRNA binding; ATP binding; RNA helicase activity. The coding region runs from base 1 to 1173 and encodes 390 amino acids. Gene Ontology annotation, cellular component: nucleolus; catalytic step 2 spliceosome. The transcript has a single exon.